Messenger RNA from Sphaerodactylus townsendi, 4062 nucleotides. RefSeq names its product copine 3 (gene CPNE3). NCBI's taxonomy places the organism in Eukaryota, Metazoa, Chordata, Lepidosauria, Squamata, Sphaerodactylidae. The coding region runs from base 263 to 1876 and encodes 537 amino acids. Gene Ontology annotation, biological process: ERBB2 signaling pathway; cellular response to calcium ion. The transcript has 17 exons. Gene Ontology annotation, molecular function: receptor tyrosine kinase binding; calcium-dependent phospholipid binding. The record is from RefSeq and is a predicted model, not a curated record. Gene Ontology annotation, cellular component: plasma membrane.
CAACGGGGAGGGGGGGGGAAGAGGGCAGGGAAGGACUUGGGAGGCCGCCACCGCCCCAGAUUAAGCACCUGGGAGGCCUGACCUGCUCCGCUGGCGAAGAUUUGGUGACCGGGGAGUCGGGUGAGGCUCCUUUCGGAGAGAGGGGAGGUUGCUGAGGGAGGCGAGAAGUCCUGCCUGGAUUUGUACAGCGCCUUGCACGCCACAUCGAGGCCCUAUCUACCCAAAAGAUGAUGAGGUGUUUAUUUUAUAUAUAACAUAACAGAUGGCGGCGCAGUGUGUAACAAAGGUGGAACUAACUAUUUCCUGUAAUAAUCUCCUGGAUAAAGAUGUUGGUUCCAAGUCAGACCCACUGUGUGUGUUACUUCAGCACACAAGUGGACAGCAGUGGUAUGAGGUUGAUCGCACAGAAAGGAUCAAAAACAGUUUGGACCCCAAGUUUGCCAAGAGGUUCCUAAUUGAUUAUUAUUUUGAACUAGUCCAGAAACUCAAAUUUGGGAUUUUUGAUAUCGACAAUGCAACUGUUGAACUGAGUGAUGAUGACUUCUUAGGAGAAUUUGAAUGCACUCUGGGACAGAUUGUUUCCAGCAAGACACUCACCAGACCUCUUGUAAUGAAAAAUGGCAGACCGGCAGGAAAAGGAAAAAUUACAAUUACAGCGGAAGAAGUAAAAGAUAAUAGAGUUGUCAUUUUUGAAGUUGAAGCAAGGAAACUGGACAACAAAGACUUUUUUGGAAAAUCUGAUCCUUAUCUGGAGUUUCACAAGCAGACCUCUGAAGGAAACUGGUUGAUGGUGCACAGAACAGAAGUUAUUAAAAAUAACUUGAAUCCUGUCUGGAGGCCAUUUAAAAUCUCUCUCAACUCUUUGUGUUACGGUGAUAUGGACAAAACAAUCAAGGUUGAGUGUUAUGAUUAUGACAGCGACGGUUCCCAUGACUUGAUAGGCACCUUUCAAACCACAAUGUCAAAACUGAAGGAAGCAUCUCGACAGUCACCAGUUGAAUUUGAAUGCAUCAAUGAGAAGAAGAGGCAAAAGAAGAAAAGUUACAAAAAUUCUGGAAUUGUUAGCUUCAAGCACUGUGAGAUGAUCACAGAAUGUACUUUCUUGGACUACAUCAUGGGAGGGUGCCAACUGAAUUUUACUGUUGCCAUUGACUUUACUGGCUCUAAUGGAGAUCCUCGUUCUCCAGACUCCCUACAUUAUAUCAGUCCUAAUGGAGUGAAUGAAUACCUGACUGCAAUUUGGUCAGUGGGGAUGGUUGUUCAGGAUUAUGAUACAGACAAAAUGUUCCCUGCUCUUGGGUUUGGUGCUCAGAUUCCCCCUGCAUGGCAGGUAUCACAUGAGUUUCCAUUAAACUUUAACCCAUCAGAUCCAUUUUGCAGUGGAAUCCAAGGUAUUGUGGAUGCCUACCGGGCCUGCCUCCCACAAGUGAGAUUGUACGGGCCAACCAACUUUUCCCCAAUAAUAAAUCAUGUGGCUCGGUUUGCUGCUGCAGCUACACAGCAAAGAACAGCCUCUCAAUAUUUUGUGCUCUUGAUCAUCACCGAUGGUGUGAUCACUGACCUUGAUGAGACCAGAUCUGCCAUUGUUAACGCAGCCAAGCUCCCCAUGUCAAUCAUAAUUGUCGGUGUUGGAGGGGCUGAUUUCAGUGCCAUGGAGUUUCUUGACAGUGACAACGGUGCUCUGAGAUCUCGCUCAGGAGAGGCUGCUGUAAGAGAUAUUGUUCAGUUUGUGCCAUUUAGACAAUUCCACAAUGCUCCCAAAGAAGCUCUAGCGCAAAGCGUCCUGGCAGAAGUGCCUCAGCAAGUGGUGAACUACUUCAGCAUGUACAAGCUCCAGCCUCCGAACAAUCCUGCUGCAAAGCGAGAUGGGAGCUGAGCAGGAGACACACAGAUCAGUAUCCCAGACACCUGUCUCAGUGCUGUCGAAUAACCGUGACAGAGCAGACACUCUCCUACAUUUGUUCAUUUCUAUUCAGUAUUGCCAAAGAUGCCAUUAUGUUUACCAGUCCAUUGCUGGACAUUUUUUUAAAAAAAAUUAUAACAUGAGAGUCAUGAAUGAUAUGUGUCUUCAGGAGGAGCAGAGCAACUGCUUUCUUUCUUACUCUCCAUUUCUUUGGCUCCUUCACAUGAUAUACACGACAAAGCACAGCGACUUCCCAGCAGUGAUAAAGCAAGGCUUUGCACAGGUUUGGAAUGGCUUUGCAAUACUUAUGUUGUGGCCAUUUUAACCUGUACCUUAAGAGAACCUUGGUUGUUCAGAGCUUGCGUAAGCUUAGCAUAAGCCAUAUAAAAUGUCUAGUCUCCCCUUAAGGAGAAAGUGUAAAGCUUUAAAACUUUCCUUCAUUGUGUCCCAGUGACCUUUUUUUAAAAUUCUUCUGAGCCAUUAUUACCUUUGUGAAAUAAUUGACAAAUGAGUAUAAUACGGAGGCGGGAGUUGCAGUGUACUCAGAAAUACAGAUAAAUCAUAUCUAUGUAUAAGCAUAAUUCGUUUAUAGAACAUUAUACAACAUUGUCCCCAGGUGAUAACCUUUUUGCUGCACAUGUACAUUUUUGCUUCAACUGCACUGAAUUUACUGAAAGUUAAGUAGGAUUUUUCCACAUAUGGCAUGUUGCGAAAAUAGGUUCGGAAUCUGAGUGUGCAAAAUGAUAGCAUGUGACUUGUGGACCAUGAAACACACUCUCUCACUCUGUCUCACUCACACACACAAGUAGAUAUUUCCAUUAUGUAAGUAGACAGAAAUGGGCCUGUGUGCUUCUGAAUCUGUAUUGUCUGCACCCUUGAAAAAUUAUACUGUAUUGGUUUAGGACUUUUCUGCCAUUUCUCUUCAAUUGUGCACAAUUGUACUGGAUUACAUUACUAUAGCUACAAGAAUUAUUUUCUCUUUUUUGAAACCAGUUCUUUGUUUUGGUCUUUGAAGGUCAUUUCCCCCAUGUUCUUUCUCCUGCUUGUUUAUUGAGUGCAAGGAAGCAUUUACCCCACUCUACAUUUCCUCAUCUUAAAUGCAUAUUUAUAGAUAGCUCAUGUAAAGGUUUUCUUAAAAAAUCCGGUUGGGAUCCCAACUAAUUUGUCUGCUAACAGCAGACACUUCUUUCUGUUGAAUGGAUCUACCACACCUCAUUUGUUCACUGUAGCUCAUUGAUCGCCUCGAAAUCCUGUUCCUGGGAGACACUCAAGGACAUCAUAAUGGGCAAAUGGGUGGAGUCUGUGGUGUGAGAAAGAAAAAUUGGCAAAACCCCUCCGCCCUCACGCAUAGCUGAGUAGGUCCAGACCGUCAUCUUGUGUCAAAAUUAUGUCAGUAAUUUUAUGUCGGUAAAAACGUCCAUGUUUUUAUGUGUAUUCUGAUGCUGUAAAUUGAAAGUGAUUGAACAGAGCUAAACUUGUCUGUAAACUGUGUCAUAAAAUAAAUCAUGUGAACUUGAUAUCUGUGUCAGUAAAGCAGGAUCUAGGACAUGUAUCUUUGUCUUCAUAGUCUGGAACUACUAACUUCGUUGUCUUUUUAACCUUAAUAUCAUGCUAAAAUAUCAGCAUGUUGGUUAUUUGUGUAUAGAUAGAACCUAUGGACAUAUUUACAAAUGUCCACUAGGUGCUAGCUAUCAUAUGUGCUAUGCCUUUCUCAUUCUGGAAUUGUGCAGAGUUCAUCAUUGACUUCUAUACAUAUUGCAAUUUGUCCAUUGUGAAUAAUCUAAAAUAGAAUCGCUUAAUAAAACAGUAUUCCUAAAAGGCGAGGCGCAGGGGAGGCACACUUUCUGAAAUACUAAGAGGAACAAUAUCAAAAUUUGUAUUUUCUUCAUCUCAACAGCAUUACAUUGUUGAUGGCACAUUAGCACCACCUUGUGGUAGAAUGCAAUUACUGGUAUUUUGUACUAAGAAGGAAAUGGAUUUUUGUUUGUUUGAUAUUUUCUAACAAAAUGUUGCUUUUUAUUGGUGGAGGGAAUCAUAUGAUUUGGUAUUUGUAUUAUAAUAUUUUAUAUGUUAGACUUUUCUUUAUAUUCAAAGUUAACUUCAAGUGAGACUAUUUCUGGUGCCAUACAACACAAAUUUAUUAAACUUACAUCUCUUUA